Molecule: messenger RNA, 1663 nt
Organism: Mya arenaria
Lineage: Eukaryota; Metazoa; Mollusca; Bivalvia; Myida; Myidae
Product: protein quiver-like
Exons: 3
Coding region: 92-511 (139 amino acids)
Biological process (GO): regulation of synaptic transmission, cholinergic; sleep; positive regulation of voltage-gated potassium channel activity
Source: RefSeq, a predicted model, not a curated record
ACUGUUAGCGGACGAACAGAUUAUCUUUUCAUGGCCUCAUACGACCUUCACUCAAAUAUCAAGGUCGCUUCUUCCGGGGAAAUAUUUCAAAAUGAUCGAGAUGUCUUAUAACAGUUUCCUAGCGAUAUGUUUGACCGUGAUAUACCUCACAAGGAAAGUUGAGAGCCUGGAAUGUUACUCUUGCACGAGCAACGAAGACCCUAAGUGCGGGGUGGAGUUCAAGUACUCGGGCACUGCCGGUGACAAGUACAAGGCCCCAUGCGAGGGAGGCACCGCUGCCUGCCGGAAGUUGGUCACCCAGGAUGCACACAAAGGGGCGGAAAUGGUGGUUCGAUCAUGCUGGAAUGCUUCUACCGUUGAAAACCUGGACAAAGACUUUCUGGACUGUAGCACACUCAUGAGUAGUACCGGAGAAGUGUGUUACUGUCAGUCGGAUUCCUGCAACGGGGCGCAACUCAUGUACGCUUCACUGGUGACGGUCUUAACUGGGUUGUCUUUCUUAGUCCUUUGAGUUGUGUUACAAGCGCUAGUAUUUUCCGUAGUUCAAUUUUUGUGUGGAAUAAGCGACUAUAUUUUUGUUUCUAAUUUAAAUUGUUUCUAAUUUAAAGUGUAUCUUAUUUGUGAUACCUGUAGUAUAUUUUUUUUCCAAAGUAUGUGCAAAUACUACAAUAUGCAAUGAAAUAGACGCGAGAUUUUGGUCAAACAUCAUUCCAAUGCGUGUGUCAUUACGUAAUAUUGUGUGACUAUACCAGAGCGGUUUAUCAUAUUUAUUGUGCGAUGCUUCGAGCAUGGGAACAGUCCUUGUUAGUUUCGGUUAGUGACCGUUAGCAACGUGUAGAUAUUUACUUUAUUUGUAGAGCUUCGAGUAAGCGAUGUACUAGUAUGUGACUUUUGGAUGCGUCGACCUUUUUCUUGGCAUUAAUUGAAAGGUUAAACCUGUUAACAUACCGAAACAAGAUGUUUACAAACAAGAUUUACGGUCAUAAAACAAACUGCAAAAUAAGUCAUUUAAAAUCCGAUUCAUUUGAGAGAAAAACUGCAAAGUCGUGAUUGCUUUUUCCAUAACUUGUUUAUCAUUCAGCAAGUUAUAACCUUUCAAAUAAUUCAUCCACAUUAAGUGUACAGCGUAUGCCUUAAAUUGUACCGCUUAUGUGUACCUUGAUAAGAUAUGGGAGGGGGGAGUAUUACAGGAAAACCAAAGACAUUUUUUAUAUUCGUGAAGUUUGUAAUCUACCAGUUACCUCAAUCAGGAGUUGUAACACCCACGGCUUAGAUUUAGACUCCUUAAAGAAAUGGCUGUAACUUUUGCAUUAUAAAUCUACCAUGUGAAUGUUCUUUGCCUACAGCUACCAUUUAUCUACCCCAAAGAUUGUCUGCAUGUCGACAAAAUACAACUAGCAGGUAGCACCCUGUUAAUUUUUAGAUGUUUCAACUGGUUCGAUAUGCAAACAAUGUCAGUUUAUCUUUCAACGCUUUCAAUGUUAUUAUAUGUGUACAGUAUGUGUGUGGUAUGGUUGCACAUGUAUUUUAAAUACAUAUUAAUAGUGUUUACUUGUAAAAAACAUCAUCAAUGGAAAGUAUAUCAGUUUUGUACGAUAAGGUUUUGUAAGGAUAGUUAUACAAUGUAUUCUAGUGAAUAAAACUACAAAUGAAGUUCAUGAUA